AUGUAUCUAUCUAUCUUUUCUAUCUAUUUAUCUAUCUAUCUAUCUAUGUCUUCAUCAUUAACCUCUUCAUUAUCUAUCAUCUCUUCAUUAUCUAUGACCUUUCAUUAUCUAUCUAUUCAUCUUCUAUCUUCAUUAUCUAUCUAUCUAUCUAUCAUCUUUUUCAUUGCUAUCUAUCUAUCUAUCUAUCUUUCUAUCAUCUAUUUUUCUUCAUUAACUUUCAUUUUCUUUAUCUAUCUAUCCUCUUCAUUAUCUAUCUAUCUAUCUAUCUAUCUAUCUAUCUAUCUAUCUAUCUAUCAGUUAUUCCAUGUCGAAUAUAAAACUUGUAGUGAUAAUGUGAUAAAAUUGUGCAAGACACAGACAAAAAUGGGGGCCAGCUUCUUCGUGUUCCCUACUUUUAGAGACACAGACAAAAAUAGGGAGCUGCUUCUUCGGGUUCCUAUCCUAGAGAAACAGACACAAACAGGGGCGGUUCCCUACUAUCGGAGAUACAGACACAAAUGGUGGCCAGCUUUUUCGUGUCCCCUACCAGCGGUGAUACAGACAAAAAUAGGGGCCAGCUACUUCGUGUCCCCUACUACUGGAGAUACAGUCAAAGAUAAGGAACAGAUUCUUCGGGUUGCCUACUGCUGGAGAUACAGACAAAAGAGGGACCUGCUUCUUCGGUUUCUUCAUUAUCUAUCUAUCUAUCUAUCGUUGUUCCAUGCCGAAUAUAAUACUUGUACUAAUAUCUAUAAUAUGCAAGCAAACGUCUUCUUAAUCAAUAUCUGGAGACUGGUUGGGAGUUAUCUCCCUUUGACUCACUCUUUGACCUUAACGCACCCGUCAACUCCUCGCCGCGUUGUUAGCGUCGUUUUCUUCUCUCUUUGUUGGCAGCGCCGACUCGAAUAUUCUCGAAAGCCGCGCGCAUUUUUUUUUUUUCGCGGCCCAACUCUUACGUUUGCUGUGGCAUUUAUCUCUUUCUCUCUCUCUCUCUCUAUUUCUAUCUAUCUAUCUAUCUAUCUAUCUAUCUAUCUAUCUAUCUAUCUAUCUAUCUAUCUACCUACCUACCUUCAUCCUUCUAUCUAUCUAUCCUCUAUCUAUCUAUCUAUCUAUCUAAUUACCUACCUACCUACAUCCAUUCAUCUAUCUAUCUAUCUAUCUAUCUAUCUAUCUAUCUAUCUAUCUAUCUAUCUACUUACCUACCUACAUCCUUCUAUCUAUCUAUCUAUCUAUCUAUCUAUCUAUCUAUCUAUCUAUCUAUCUAAUUACCUACCUACCUACAUCUAUCUAUCUAUCUAUCUAUCUAUCUAUCUAUCUAUCUAUCUAUCUAUCUAUCUAUCUAUCUACCUACCUCCUUCCUACCUACCUACAUAUAUUCCUAUCUAUCUAUCUAUCUAUCUAUCUAUCUAUCUAUCUAUCUAUCUAUCUAUCUAUCUAUUUACCUACCUACCUACCUACAUCUAUCUAUCUAUCUAUCUAUCUAUUAUCUAUCUAUCUAUCAGAUAG
Molecule: messenger RNA, 1485 nt
Organism: Acanthosepion pharaonis
Lineage: Eukaryota; Metazoa; Mollusca; Cephalopoda; Sepiida; Sepiidae
Source: the annotation of a GenBank genome assembly